ACACAGCUCGCGCCUGAAGAAGCGAUGGUGUAAUGCAUGGGUUUUCCUUGGAACCAUAGAGUAUAUAGACAAGUAUACAUAUGCGAUUUACAAUUACAGCCCAUCUUGUGAUAAUGCUCGUCUGCACAACAUGUGGUGAGAGCUACGCGUACAAACCAAGUCUCAAUAGACACCAACAUGUGGACCAUGAGAUAGCUCUCUGGCCUAACGACAAAUUUGUUUGCGGAACAUGCAACAAGGAGUACGCGUUCGACUCAAGUCUGAGGAGGCACCAACAUCGAAUCCAUGAGACAACCCGUUCAAGGAAAAAAACUAAACAGAUGUUUGCAGCCUACAUUAGCUUUAAAACACGUUUUUGUAUAAUCUGAAGGUAAUGUAGCCUUUAUAGCCUUUUCUUUAAGGGUUGUACUUUGUAGAAGUAAGUGUCUAGUUUCUCCCUUGAAAGGAGGGAGGGAGAGCUACCUAGGUAGCCCUUGGGCCUCAGACCGAGCUCGUCUACAAAGGCUCGGUGUGUCUCCACAUACAGGCCGUGGACAGCGCCGAUGGCAGGGG
This is a messenger RNA of Alternaria rosae, 552 nucleotides long. RefSeq lists its product as uncharacterized. The transcript has a single exon. The record is from RefSeq and is a predicted model, not a curated record. NCBI's taxonomy places the organism in Eukaryota, Fungi, Ascomycota, Dothideomycetes, Pleosporales, Pleosporaceae. The coding region runs from base 81 to 368 and encodes 95 amino acids.